Aspergillus glaucus CBS 516.65 is the source of this 810-nucleotide messenger RNA. RefSeq lists its product as uncharacterized. The transcript has 4 exons. NCBI's taxonomy places the organism in Eukaryota, Fungi, Ascomycota, Eurotiomycetes, Eurotiales, Aspergillaceae. Gene Ontology annotation, molecular function: ATP binding; protein kinase activity. The record is from RefSeq and is a predicted model, not a curated record. Gene Ontology annotation, biological process: protein phosphorylation; regulation of mRNA processing; spliceosomal complex assembly. Bases 1 to 810 code for a protein of 269 amino acids.
AUGGCGUGCUCGGAUAUCCCGUCUCUGUGUAACCUGCUGCCAUUCCGGGUAAAACAGGAGCAAGGAGUCGAUAAACUUAGACGUUAUGGCCCCGGUGGCUAUCAUCUAACUCACAUCGACGAUAGGCAUUUUGACGGGCGCUAUGAGAUAAUCCAUAAACUGGGUCACGGAAGUUACUCAACAGUCUGGCUUGCCAGGGAUCGCUGGGACGCAAGAUAUGUUGCCAUGAAGAUUUUUACCGCUGAUAUUUCUGAAUCUUGCUCUGAAGGAAAUAUUUUACGCGUGUUGAAUUCAGGUAGUCCAAAGCUCCUAGCACAUGCAUUUGUUCCAUUGCUUCUGAAUGAAUUUAUGAUUACUGGUCCAAAUGGGCGUCAUCGGUGUAUUGUGAGCGAUGUUGCUGGUCCAAGCUUUGCCCAGUGGAGGGAGUCAGAAAAUAUUUGGAAGUUUCCAGUCAAUGUGGCUAGGAGUAUAGCGGCGCAAAUUAUAUGGGGAUUAGCCUAUAUCCAAUCUCGUGGUGUGGUCCACAGCGUUCCCAAUGACCUAAAGCUCCCAAGAUAUUGCGUUCCGCCUGCAGGGAUGUAUCAGUCAAGCAAAUAUAGUAUUAGGGGUGCCCGGAUAAUCAUUUCAGAUUUCGGCGAAGCUUUCUUCAAAGAUAAACCACCCAAAGAACUACACACCCCAGCCCUACUUCUUCCACCAGAAUACAUCUUCCAUGAACCGAUCAGCCAGGCCAACGCCUUAUUGAGGGGUAUGUUGUCGUAUGAGCCAUCGGAGCGUAUUAUUAAGAUCGGGGCAAUUGGAUCAGAAUGA